AUGCACGCGCGAUGGUGGACGGCUUCGGCCGUGAUUACCCUCUUGCAUACGCCCCUGCAUGUCCUGGCUACUGAUGUCCUCAAAACUGACGGCUACUCGCUCUGUGCCCAGAGCUCGGCCAUUCAAGUACAACAGUUCAGCAUCCAGUAUGACCGCAGCACAGAACAAAUCACAUUCGACGUCGCCGGUACCAGCAACAAAAUGCAAAAUGUGACUGUCUCUCUAUACGUCAGCGCUUAUGGGAAACAGGUUUACCAGAAAGACUUCAACCCCUGCGACACAGAUUCCAAAGUCGUGGAGCUUUGCCCGUUGCCCGCCGGUACCUUCUCUGCUCAGGGAAACCAAUCCGUUCCCUCAGAUUAUGCCGGCAUGAUUCCUUCCAUAGCCUUUUCGGUGCCCGAUCUGGACGGAGAAGCAAAGCUUGAGCUCAAGGCUGCGGACACUGGAAAUGAGAUUGCCUGUAUCGAAUCGUCGGUUACCAACGGUAAAACUCUUCAGCUCGCUGCUGUGUCCUAUGCUGCAGUUGGUAUACUCGCUGCAUCCUUGUUACUCAGCGGCUUGAGUGCCUUGGGGACCGCAGGUCACCCUGGGGCCGCUCCCGCCAGCCCCAGUUUUGCCCAGGUCGCCGGCUGGUUCCAGACCAUGGCCACUGGUGGCAUGAUGAGUGUACCCUAUCCGGCUGUGUAUCGAAACUUCGCAUCCAACUUUGCUUUUACCACCGGACUUGUUCCCUGGGGCCAAAUGCAGAACUCUAUCGACCAUUUCCGAAACAUAACCGGUGGUAACCUGACUGCCAAUAGCUACGAGUAUUUGAGGAAUGCUACUCUUCAUUACUAUGGCGAUAACGAUUCUACAAGUACUACGACAAAACGUGCCUUUGCUGAGCUGUUAGAGCGAGCUGCCUUGUUUUCUCGAGACGUGUCGACUUCGGUUAAUAGCACUGGAAAUGAUACUGCGUCUAAUGCGACAAGUGGUAUUCAACACACGCUUCAAGGUAUCCAGGCAUACUCCGAACAGCUCUCCAUCCCGUCCUCCAGUAUCUUCAUGACUGUUCUUUUGUCUUUCGCCAUUGUCAUGGCAGCCGUUGCUGUAGGAAUCUUGCUCUUGAAAGUCAUUCUCGAAACUUGGGCACUCUACGGCUCGUUUCCCGCCAGUCUCACUGACUUCCGAAAGCAUUAUUGGGGUCUUCUUGGCCGGACCAUUACAAACUUGAUUCUUAUUAUCUAUGGCAUAUGGGUGCUCUACUGCGUCUACCAAUUCACUCGUGGUGAUUCAUGGGCCGCAAAGUUGCUAGCAGGUUUGACUCUAGCCAUGUUCACCGCGCUCUUACUAGCCUUCACCGUUAGAAUCGCACAACUUGCCCGUCGAUACAAGAAAUCGGAAGGAGACACCUCAGUUCUAUAUGAAGAUCGAAAGGUUUGGAGACGUUACAGUUUAUUCUACGACAGUUACAAACGAGACUAUUGGUAUAUAUUCAUUCCAGUUAUUGCGUACUCUUUAAUCAAGGGCUGCAUCAUUGCUGGUGGUGAUGGCCACGGUCUUUUCCAAACGGGCGGCCAGUUGGUUGUUGAAUCUUUGAUGAUGAUUCUGUUGUUGUGGAGCCGACCAUACGUUGCAAAGUCAAGCCAAUGGAUCAAUCUCGUGAUCCAGGCCGUUCGGGUCCUUUCUGUGGUGUGCAUUUUGAUAUUUGUACAGGAAUUGGGCUUUUCGAAAACCACAAAAACUAUCACUGGAAUCGUUCUCAUUGCUGUCCAGUCGACUCUCACGGGUGUACUAGCCAUUCUCAUCGCCAUCAAUGCGUUGAUCAACUGUAUCCGAAAGAAUCCCCAUGCCAAGCUGAGGGAACGUAAUGAGAAACUAGACCAUGAUAUGGACAACCUCACAGCCCUCGACGCGCGGAACUCACUACUUAUGGACGGCCCUCGUUCCCGAGCUGACAUUUACGAGGCUGGCAAAUACAAUACCACUGGACCUUUUGAACCCUACCGCGAUCAGUUCGCUCAUUCUCAUGGCCGUGAGAAGAGUACCGAUCGUUUGAUCUCGACUAACUCCUUCUAUCGCGGUCAUCACCAGUAUUCUCGCAGCACCGACCGAGGUCGCAGUCCUAGUCCUGAAGAAGCCCAUCAUCAACCUCAGUCUUUUGGAGUUGCUUUAUAA
Talaromyces proteolyticus is the source of this 2157-nucleotide messenger RNA. RefSeq names its product DUF907 domain protein. Gene Ontology annotation, biological process: transmembrane transport; fungal-type cell wall biogenesis. The transcript has 2 exons. Bases 1 to 2157 code for a protein of 718 amino acids. The record is from RefSeq and is a predicted model, not a curated record. NCBI's taxonomy places the organism in Eukaryota, Fungi, Ascomycota, Eurotiomycetes, Eurotiales, Trichocomaceae.